Caenorhabditis bovis is the source of this 576-nucleotide messenger RNA. The record is from the annotation of a GenBank genome assembly. Lineage: Eukaryota; Metazoa; Nematoda; Chromadorea; Rhabditida; Rhabditidae.
AUGGACAGUGAAGUCCCACCACUAAUGAAAAAAUACACGUCCGAAAUUCGUGAGCUCGAUGAAAAGAAAUUGUUUGCCGACGCUGAAACGAUGGCGGAUAAGAAGGUGUCGCUUUCGGAAGAAUUGUAUAACAAAAUCGAUGAUAAUAUAAAGAAGCUUGACGCGCAGUCAAGACUCGAACAAGAAGCUCGCGAGCGCAACACGAAACAAGUCGAGCAAGCAUUGGCGAAUGCACCAUCGCCAAUUAAGAAAUUUUCGUCGGCAAGAAGAGAUAAGCGCAAAUCGGCUGCCGCCACUCAAAGCAAAGCAGCAAGAUUAGCUCAAAAUGAAGCCGCCAUGAAUGACUUCCAACCGGGGGCCCCAUUGGUGAACGAUAUGGAAAUGCCAAUCGAUCCCAACGAGCCAUUAUACUGCACAUGUCAUUCGGUCUCAUUUGGUGAAAUGAUCGCUUGUGAUAACGACGAUUGCCCAACGGAAUGGUUCCAUUUCGCGUGUGUUGGCCUCACCAAAGUGCCGGAAGAAGGCACCUGGUAUUGUCCAUCGUGCAGACCUCAGGUGAUAAAGAAGAAGAAAUAA